Entamoeba invadens IP1 is the source of this 400-nucleotide messenger RNA. RefSeq lists its product as hypothetical. The record is from RefSeq and is a predicted model, not a curated record. The transcript is spliced from 2 exons. The annotation marks the transcript as partial. NCBI's taxonomy places the organism in Eukaryota, Evosea, Mastigamoebida, Endamoebidae.
AUGAUUCCUCCAAAUAUGAAAGUUACAGACUUACAUAACAUAUUUUAUGAUAAUGGAGAAAAGGUAAAUCAGUUGUAUGCGAUCACUGAAGCAAAUAUCAAUGUUAAUAAAUUCUAUGACGCCGAUUUUAGUGCUUUAACUUGUUUGACUAAAUUUACUUUAAAAGGUGGGAAAUGUAGUGUGAAAUUGCCAACUUCACUUGUCGAGCUUACUCUUUAUGGGAGUUCAAAGGCAGUAAAUGUGAAUGAUUUGAAACAACUUAAAAAGUUGAAUGGAAAUAACUUUGAUAAUAAUAACCCAGCCAAUACUCCUUGUCAAGCUGUUGACGAAAACGAAGAAAAUGAAGAACAAAACGAUGAGGGAAGAACAAGGACCAAUAGACUUACAACCCAACUGGUAA